AAAAUGAAACUGUCAAAAACAGCUGGAGCACAGAAUGGAAUUAAUUAAAGCAAUUGCUCUGGUGAACAAUUACACAGCAAACAACCGAUAGAGCAGUCAAUCCACACACACUCAGUUUGUAACAAAACAGAAAAAAUAAAAUAGGCAAAAUGCGACUGCAACAGUUACUGAGUGUGCGUAAAAUGACAACUUCAGUGAACUUAUCAGCGCUCCGCCUUAAAUACCGUGAGAAGAAAGAAGUUUUUCUGGAAGAAAAUAUCAAAGUAAAGCAACCCAUAAAGCUAUUCCGCGAGUGGCUAGAGGAAGCGGUGAAAACCGAGGAGCUGCUCGAACCAAAUGCCGCUUGCCUAGCAACAGUAAACAAAGACGGCAAGCCCUCUAAUCGCUUCGUGUUACUAAAAGAUGUCACCGACGACGGUUUUCGUUUUUUCACCAACUAUGGCAGUCAUAAGGCUCAAGACAUUGAUGAUAAUCCAAACGUAGCUAUGACACUUUAUUGGCUGCCACUACGCCGUCAGAUACGUAUUGAGGGCGUGGCAGAGAAGAUAUCCAAAGAAGAUUCACUCACUUAUUUUCAUCAACGUCCGCGUGCAUCUCAAAUUGGUGCCUUGGCUAGCGAACAAAGUUCGCGUAUACCAUCCCGUCAGCAUUUGGAUGAAAUCGAGAAGGAAAUCAAAAACAAAUUGGGAUCAGAUGGCGAAGUGCCGCUGCCCAAUUGGGGUGGUUAUCUAAUACGACCGCACACCAUUGAAUUUUGGCAGGGACAAACCGAUCGCUUACACGAUCGCAUACAAUUCCGCCGUGGACCGGAAAUUGAGAAGGAAGUUGAUGAUAAGUUGACACAUAAAGGUGAAGACGGUUGGGUCUACGAGCGAUUGGCACCAUAGACGUGACGCUGGAUGUGGACUAGUGCUGUGAUGUGAGGCUAGACUCUAGCCAAGAAAACGAAUUUUUGUUUUUCUACUAAAAUAAUUUGUAUAUUUAAAAUUAGAAAGUAAUGUGAAUAAAAUGAGGCACAAUUCUAUACAAAUCA
Molecule: messenger RNA, 1033 nt
Organism: Bactrocera neohumeralis
Lineage: Eukaryota; Metazoa; Arthropoda; Insecta; Diptera; Tephritidae
Gene: sgll
Product: pyridoxine/pyridoxamine 5'-phosphate oxidase
Exons: 5
Coding region: 150-887 (245 amino acids)
Biological process (GO): pyridoxine biosynthetic process; pyridoxal 5'-phosphate biosynthetic process
Molecular function (GO): pyridoxamine phosphate oxidase activity; FMN binding
Source: RefSeq, a predicted model, not a curated record